CUUUCGGGUGUGUUGGGUGUAUUUUUGGGACGCUGUCAAUUGAAUCAAUCGUCGUUCGUUUUCUUCAUUCACACGUCGCUCAUUUUUAAGGGUGUUCUACACUUUGACAACCCUUCUACCAAUAAGUUGCAGAGCGACACGUGGCCCAAUAAUGCGAGAGCUAUAACCGUCGGUACACCGCGCAAGAAUCGAUCGAUAAUCGAAGCAGAAGGGAACGAACGAACGAAUCGGUGGUGUGAUACUAGACAUGCGACUAAGGACGUGAUUCGUGGUCAGAGCAAAAGGCAUCGUUUCCCCGGUGAAAAGAAACAGGCGACACUCGUACGCGAAACAUUGAUCGUGAUUUUUACGGGCGAAGCAUGACCAGUUCGGCGCAAUGUUCCCCGUCUAGGUCGUCAUUGAGCUGUUGUCAAAUCGACCACACCAGCCACGACGACGUUCACGGAGUGACGAUCACCACGAAGGACAAUUAUUUCCUUCAGGAGAAACAUUCGUUUCCAAAGAGGCCCGAGGUGGAUCUCAGUUUCUACGACGUGAAGUACUCGGUAUCAGAAUGGCGACUUCGAAACUUCAGACCGACACAAAAAGAAAUCCUCCAUGGCGUGAGUGGCGAGUUCAAAGCCGGCGAGUUGGUCGCGAUAAUGGGGCCAUCUGGUGCCGGAAAGUCUACGUUGCUGAACGUUUUGGCCGGCUACACAGUGAAAGGUGUACAGGGAAAGAUCCUGGUGAAUGGAAAAGUUAGGGUACCGUACAGCGAGAGAUGGACAAUAGCUGCACACUUAAAGCUUGGCUAUACCAUUAGUUCAGCCUAUAAGCACACUCAAGUGUUGGAGCUGUUAGAAAUGUUAGGUUUGAGCCAUUGCUAUGACACUUUAUGCGGAAAGCUGUCCGGUGGACAGAAGAAGCGACUAGACGUCGCUUUGGAACUUUUAAGUAAUCCUUCAGUAUUAUUCCUCGACGAGCCGACAACCGGUCUGGACUCGUCCUCCUGUAGCCAGUGCAUCGCGUUGCUGAAGCGUCUCGCUAAAAUAGAAAGGCGCACGAUAAUAUGCACGAUACACCAGCCGAGUGCGUUGCUCUUAGAGAUGUUUGAUGCCAUUUACACGGUCGCCGGUGGAUAUUGCAUAUACAGGGGGCCGGUUAAAUCGUUGUUGCCUCACAUGUCCUCGGUUGGGGCUGAUUGUCCGCCUUACCACAACCCAGCUGACUUUCUUUUGGAAAUUGCGAUAGGAGAUUAUGGUAUCAGCGUGGACAAAUUGGCGGCUGCCGCUGAUACAAUGUGCAAAGAUGACAAGUCCGUUACGUAUACGAUGAAAGCCCAGUUAGACGAUAACACAAAGGAACCACCACCACCGGCAGGGUUCAUUGCUCAAUGUUACCUACUGUAUAAAAGGCAACUACUUUCCCUGAAGAGAGACUACACGUUACUGGUGGUACGUCUCUUGUGUCAUCUGCUAAUAGGGGUAAUCUUUGGCUACCUCUAUAUGGGAAGCGGUUACAGAGCCACUGGUGUCCUAGCUAAUUACGUUUACCUUUAUGGAUCAUUACUACUGAUCGUGUACACCGGCAAAAUGGCCGUUACUCUUGCCUUUCCACAGGAGAUGCGGAUUCUCUCGAGGGAACACUUCAACCGAUGGUAUCGGUUGGCGCCGUACUAUAUUAGUAUGCUACUAGUGGAAAUACCGUUCCAAACGUCUUGUGCAGCGACCUAUUUGGCCGUGAGUUACUGGUUAACAGGGCAACCCGUGGAAACCCCUCGAAUAAUUAGUUUUAUGGUCGUCAGUAUAGCCGCCAGCUUGACGGCACAAGCUUGGGGCUUUUUCAUCGGUGCAACAACACCAGUAAAGAUUGCGGUAUUCGCAGGACCCAUAAUCGCUGUGUUGUUCUCUGUAUUCGGAUUUUGUAUCCGUUACAUGGACACGCCGCAUAUGUUCCGCUGGAUGUUUCACAUAUCAUACUUUCGUGCCAGCUUUCACAGCCUCUUGCACACUGUCUACGGUUUCGAUCGAAUGGAUCUGAAGUGUGACGAUUUCUAUUGUCACUAUAAGAAACCUACCCAAUUCCUAAAAGAAAUGGACAUCGCGGACACGAGUAUCGCGAACAAUCUGAUUCUGACCGUCGGUAUAGGUGUAUUAAUGCAUUUAUUGACCGCUAGUGCUCUCUGGUGCAAACUUAACAGGAGAUAAAGAUUAUUAGACUUUUGAUUUCGGUGAUUCAGUAUUGUUCUUGGCCGAUUGCGGCUUGUUUGUCGUAAAGUUGGCGACGAAAGUGUUCCUCUGGGGCCUCGUGGAAACGGAUCAAUAAAACGUUGAAUUUUUGAUGUUGCAUUAACGUCAAUUUUCUGCCAACUACGAAUAUUAUCGUUUUUCUAUGAGUCAUCUUACUCGACGAAAAAAAAUGCUUAAAUUUCACAAAAUUGUCCAUUGAAAACUGUAAAGUAAACUUUUGCACUGUACUUACAGGGUAUGGAAAGACAUAUUUGAAAUCAACCACUAGUGGAUGUGUACUGAAAAUUUUCGGCAAUUCUCGAUGGCAAUGUGUUAACUUAAUCGUACUAUUAGCGAAUAAAACUUCUGAUUUUAGAUUUAUUAUUACACGUUAUCCCAUGAUUACCGUGUUACGGGACUAUUAACUUAUUACACAUUUUUCUAUCGAACAUAUUUCCUAUAUAUUAGAAACUUUCGUAAGUAACGAGUCACGAAAGCUUUAAAAUACCUGCGGUAAGCUGUUAUUCGAGGUGUUUAUAGGUAUUACGUGAACGUAAC
Habropoda laboriosa is the source of this 2765-nucleotide messenger RNA. RefSeq names its product ATP-binding cassette sub-family G member 1-like. Gene Ontology annotation, cellular component: plasma membrane. The transcript is spliced from 11 exons. The record is from RefSeq and is a predicted model, not a curated record. Gene Ontology annotation, molecular function: ATP binding; ATP hydrolysis activity; ABC-type transporter activity. NCBI's taxonomy places the organism in Eukaryota, Metazoa, Arthropoda, Insecta, Hymenoptera, Apidae. The coding region runs from base 360 to 2186 and encodes 608 amino acids.